Molecule: messenger RNA, 1564 nt
Organism: Leptopilina heterotoma
Lineage: Eukaryota; Metazoa; Arthropoda; Insecta; Hymenoptera; Figitidae
Exons: 6
Coding region: 320-1435 (371 amino acids)
Source: RefSeq, a predicted model, not a curated record
ACCUUCACAAAAGUGAUGCAGUCAGGUUUCUGCUUCUAAUAUGACGCUUGCGCAAUUUACAUAGCAUCAAAAAGUAUUUGUGACAAUUUCAGUGUGUAUUUUUUAAAACAUAAAGAAGUGUAUUUACUAUUUUAGUGAAGAGAAAACUACAAUAUCCGCAUAUCAAAUCAUUCCAAUUUGUUUUCGUUCCUUUGGAAGCCAUCAAAGAAAGAAGGUUCUGCAUAUAUACUUUUGUCAUUUCUGCUACUGACAAUCACAUUGCGAUCACAUGUGAGAUUUAACACUUUGAAUUUGCAAUCUUGGACGAAAGGUUAGUAUCAUGGGAAAAGUUGCAAAAAGUUUCAUCGAGGAAAGUACAUAUAAGCUGCCUAUUAAAAUGUCCCGCAGUGGUAGGCAGAUAAAACUUCCACAAAAAAUAUCUUCUGAUGAAGCUCCUUUAGUAAUAAAAAAACCCAAACAAUCAUUAACAGUAGAUGGUAAAUUAUAUCAAAAGGAUCAGUUAAAAACUUUGGAAAUGUCCAGUACGUCGCAAUCGUUAAUUGAUGACUCUGGAUCCAACCCUCAAUUUCUAAUUCCAAAGGAUCCUUUCAGAAAUAUACCAAUGAAGAACUACACUGCUGACAACAAAUCCAACUCUGAACUAAUGGAGAAACAAAAUUCAUUUAAAAAUGCUUCUCGCCCUUUUAUUAGUCCACCACAUGAACAUGCUGAAAUGUUUGAUUUUGUGGAUCUAGAAUUGUUCCAAAGGUCUUCAGAAAAAAUAAACGAUGCAUCUUUUAAAACUAGAGUGUUGGAUAUCUUGGAUGUUUUACGAGAGCAAAAUAAAAUGAUUUUAAGACAACAAGAGAUAAUUUUAAAAGAAUUAUCAAAAAAUAAUAAUGCUACAGAGAGAAAACUUUCAGAAAGUUUAUUAACACCAUUACGAGGUUUUCCUAUUGAAACAGUGGAAAGAUUUCAAGAGUUUGAAUCAGAAAUUGGUAAAGAAAGUCGAACAAGAGUCUACAAUCACUUGGUAAAUAUGGGUGGUGCAACUUUAAGAAAUUUUCUAUCCAAUUCCUUAAGGAGACUUUUAACUGACAAUUUAGUAUGCUCUUUUACGUGGAAUGGAGGUGACAAUACCUUAAAGUUUGGCGAUACUAGAAUUGCAAAUGUUUUAUAUCCUUCCAAAAGGUGUGAAAAUUUCGAUGGUCCUACCAAUAAGGAAAUUUUUAAACAUCACAUGUUGGAAGUUUUAAGACAUACUAAGCAAAGGCACAGGAAACUUUUAAAGAAAAAUCUUCCAAUGGAAACUUCUGAAGAUCAUGACGAAGUAAUUAAACUUCAAAUGGAAACUUUGGAAACUGAACGCGAAUGUGAGAAUGAUGAUGGAAAUGAAAGCUAUGAUUGUGAGGAAGAAAUUUACGAAGUCAAAGAAAGUGCUUUCUUAGAUACCUAGUUUAUACCUCCAUUUCUUUCAUUCAAUUGUUUUAUCUCUAUUACCAAAUAAAACUUGAUUUAUAAUAUUUUUAUUUCAAUAAAACUUGUAAUCUUCUUUUCAAAUAAUAAAUAUUGGUUAUUUUUAUUA